CUUGACCUCGGCGCUGCAGAGACCGGGCCGAAGUGAGGCGAGCCAAGAUGGCCUGAAAGAGUGAGAGGUUUACGUGAAGCUCGUCUGCUGGAGAGGUGCUGACUCUACGUGCCGACUGUAGGAGAAACCUUUUGAGGAAACGCGUCAUUGUUCAGUUCAAUUAACUGAGCUGGUUCUGCAGAAGAGUGUUUAUAGACAUGGAGUUUCCACACAGCGGGUCUAAGUGUUGCCUSUGGUGAAGCUGACAUUAGUCAAUGACAGUAAACCCACUGGAGAACCUUGUAUCUGACUGAACUGGUAGGAAAAAGUUGAUCUUUGACUUUUUACCAAGAACCCCAGCAAACAUGAACGACAUGGCAGAGUUGUCGGUGAAGUGCGUCCUGGUCGGGGACAGCGCCGUUGGUAAGACGGCCCUGCUGGUCCGCUUCACCUCAGAGACCUUCCCGGACUCUUACAAACCAACGGUGUUCGACAACACGGGUGUGGAGGUCUACAUGGACGGGGUCCAGAUCAGCCUCGGGCUGUGGGACACGGCGGGCAAUGACAACUUCAAGCAGAUCCGACCCAGGUCGUACCAGCAGGCCGACGUCGUCCUCAUGUGCUACUCCGUGGCCAACCCCAACUCUCUAGCCAGCAUCCAACGCAGGUGGAUCGCCGAGGUGCGGGAAUACCUGCCCAAGGUGCCGGUGCUGGUUGUGGCCACGCAGACGGACCUGAGGGAGGUGGGGGUUCACCGGGGCAGCUGCAUCUCCCCGGCUGAGGGGAAACGCGUGGCCCACGAGGUGCACGCUAAGGGCUACCUGGAGUGCUCGUCCCUGGGUAACCGAGGCGUGCAGCAGGUGUUCGAGCACGCCGUGCGGACGGUUUUUAACAAAUACAAGAAACGAGAGAGGAGACGCUUGUUCAGCAUCAACCAGUGCAAAAUCUUUUGACCACUGACUUUGAUUUGGUUUCCUCAGAAGUCUUUUGAGACUUGUGCUCUUCAAACUCAGACAAACAAGGAUGGGGGGACAUAAUGA
Molecule: messenger RNA, 1019 nt
Organism: Austrofundulus limnaeus
Lineage: Eukaryota; Metazoa; Chordata; Actinopteri; Cyprinodontiformes; Rivulidae
Gene: rhoh
Product: ras homolog family member H
Exons: 1
Coding region: 345-932 (195 amino acids)
Biological process (GO): small GTPase-mediated signal transduction
Molecular function (GO): GTPase activity; GTP binding
Source: RefSeq, a predicted model, not a curated record